AUGGCGAAUCGUUCGGGCGAGGAUAUUCUCCGUAUCCUUCGUCCCCGUGACGAUGUCGAAUAUCUUGAUGGGGACGACUCUGAGGAGGAGAUAUUGGACGCCGUCGAAGAUCACGACAGUGACGCAUCGGAAGCGAGCGUUUCCGACUUCGAGACGGAAAACGACGACGACGACGAAGAGGUGGAGUCAGAGCCCGAGCAGUCGGACAAGGAAAGAAGACGGCGAAAGUAUGCGUAUGGAAAAAACAAAUACAAGUGGUGCCUACAGGCCCCCGAAGUACGAGGUAGACGAUCAGCUGUAAGGGAAAUAUUACCUGAAGCCAAGCAUAUGGCUGUUACGGCGCGUACGCCUUUAGAUUAUUGGAGCGCUCUUUUUACGAACGAUAUUUUAGAACACAUUGUGAAGUAUACAAACGAGGAAAUUGUACGUUUCGAACCUGACACACUUGACGCGGAUAGAGUAUCGUAUUAUCGAGCGACUACGAUGAUCGAAAUGAAAGCUUUUGUCGGUUUAUUGUAUUAUUUGGGCGCGAAUAGAAACAACAAAGUGACUACCGGUGAAUUGUGGAGUCGUCAAUUCGGCACGAUGCUGUGCAAGGUGACAAUGUCGCAACAUCGAUUCAAAUUUCUAUCGAGUAAAAUUCGAUUCGAUGACAAAUCCACGCGCGCGGAAAGACGACAGGAAGACGGUUUAGCGCCAGUACGAGAAAUAUGGGACAUAUUUAUAAAAAAUUGUGAGCUGAACUAUUCUCCGGGCCAAUUCGUUACCAUCGACGAACAACUUUUGGGUUUUCGCGGUAGAUUUUCGUCUCGGGUUUAUAUAAAAUCCAAGCCAGCGAGAUAUGGAAUAAAAAUCGUGUCCAUAAAUGACGCGAAAACAUACUACAUGUUUAACGCGUUGCCGUACGUCGGGAAAGUUCCUGCUAAUCGUGGGGAAAGCGUUCCCUCGUAUUAUGUGCGAAAGUUGAGCGAGCCCAUCUACAAUACUUCCAGAAACAUAACUUGCGAUAACUGGUUUUCAUCCGUCGAAAUUUUCAAUUCGAUGCGAAUUGAUCACGGUUUGACUAUGGUCGGAACUGUUAGAAAAAAUAAACGUCAACUACCUGAAUCUUUCCGGAAAAAUGCCUCUCCAGGUACAACUAGGUACGGUUACGACGGUCAUAACGUCUUAGUGUCUUUUUGCCCAAAAAGAAACAAAGUUGUUUUGCUUUUAUCAUCUAUGCAUAAGACUGGAAAAAAGGACGAAGACUGUGACAAACCGGAGAUUAGAACGUUUUAUAAUAAGACAAAAUGCGGAACCGAUGUUUUCGACCAGCUGUGUGGAAACUAUUCAUGCGCGCGCCGGAGUAACCGGUGGACGAUGCGGUUCUUUCUGGGAAUGCUCGACCAAGCGAGUGUCAACGCGUCCAUCUUAUAUAACAUGAAUGUCGAAAAUGAGUCGAGAAAUAGAAUCGCCUUUCUGAAGGACCGUUGGCGUUGGUAA
Cyphomyrmex costatus is the source of this 1482-nucleotide messenger RNA. Its product is annotated as piggyBac transposable element-derived protein 4-like. The transcript has a single exon. The record is from RefSeq and is a predicted model, not a curated record. Lineage: Eukaryota; Metazoa; Arthropoda; Insecta; Hymenoptera; Formicidae. The coding region runs from base 1 to 1482 and encodes 493 amino acids.